Messenger RNA from Guillardia theta CCMP2712, 165 nucleotides. RefSeq lists its product as hypothetical. Gene Ontology annotation, cellular component: membrane. Lineage: Eukaryota; Cryptophyceae; Pyrenomonadales; Geminigeraceae. Gene Ontology annotation, molecular function: voltage-gated potassium channel activity. Gene Ontology annotation, biological process: regulation of membrane potential; potassium ion transmembrane transport. The transcript has a single exon. The record is from RefSeq and is a predicted model, not a curated record. The annotation marks the transcript as partial.
UCAAGCUACCUCGUUUCCAUCUACUUCCUCAUGGCAACUCUCUGCACAGUUGGGUACGGGGACAUCAGCGCAGAGCAAGAUGACGAUCGUAUCCUCAUGAUCUUCGUAAUGCUCAUCGGGGCCUCGCUCUUCGCCAUCAUCAUCUCCAACAUGAGCAACCUCGUC